AUGGUUCGGCACAAAGUGAAGACCUCGUCCGAGAGCGAGCCGAAGGCCGCAGCAAAACCUCAAGGAGGUGGCAGGUCAAGUCUGCUACUUUUUUGCCUAAGAGGCUGCGCAGUGAUCAUACUGCUACUAGCAGGCAUUGUUGGUGGGAGUAUGCUACUUUUCCCGUCGGGAACUACUGUCGCAGCACCGGUGGAUUCGCCUCGUGGUCCACCGGACACACUGUUUGCGAAGACUGCUAUCCCCCUGGUGCGGAAGUUUAUCAAGUCUCGGUACAAAGACUACGCGAAGGGCAAAGUAACUCUCCGUCACUUGAAGGAGCACAUUGUCGCAAACACGGACAUUGGCCUCACCUAUGAGGACUUGAGAGAUGAUCGAUACUCCUCUGUGAUCGAGGAUGAAGUGGAUGCUAUUGUGGCAAGAUGCGAUGGUGGCAAGAAGCCCAUCGCGUGCCUGGACACGGUUAGCGCAGACACCGAGCUGUGA
Molecule: messenger RNA, 483 nt
Organism: Symbiodinium natans
Lineage: Eukaryota; Dinophyceae; Suessiales; Symbiodiniaceae
Source: the annotation of a GenBank genome assembly